Molecule: messenger RNA, 1485 nt
Organism: Chara braunii
Lineage: Eukaryota; Viridiplantae; Streptophyta; Charophyceae; Charales; Characeae
Source: the annotation of a GenBank genome assembly
GACCAUGAUUUUUUUCAGGGAAUCAGUGGCUGGGGUUUGGACAGAUGGGCCUGUAUCCGAAUCUGCCCUAAAUGCAAGGAGUAGGAGGGAGACACAAGGACGAGGAACGAGCGAAGAAUUACCGCAGCAAGCUCAGCAGACGCGCGGUAAUCAAAACCAGAAUCGGUUUCAAGGACAGGGACACGGUCAAGGACAGAGUAGAGGUAAAAGCGGAGGAAGAGGAAAUGGUCAAGGUGGAAGAGGAUUUGGAGGAAGAGGACAUGACGGACAAGGAAGGAGUUGGGGCAAUCAAGGAGACCCUCAGUCAGGGAAUGAUAAUCAAGCUUAAUCCUGUAAAAGGAGCGGCGAUGACACGAAAAGGAGGGGUGGCGGGGCCUUCCAGGCCGGCUUCUGGCAAGGAACGGCGAUUGGGAUCACGGCGGUUACUUCAAGAGCAAGGAUUGUCGAUAGGGAGAAGAGGAGACAAGCUGGAAAGGAAAGCUCGACAGGAGAUUGAUGAGGAUGAUGUACCCCUCAAACAGGUACUUGACAGAAAGAGGACAACAAUUCAGAAGGGAAAUGAUUCAGCAAGCAAGACAACAAGAGUACAAGAGAAGAGAAGAAACAGGGAGAAGAAGCAAAGCGAGGAAGAAGAAGAGGGAGAGAGGGAACAGGAUAUGAUGAGAGGAGAAGAAGGGAAGAAGGAAGUGGAGGAGGUAGCAAAAGAGAAAGAGGGCACAGAGGAGAAGAAGGAGAAGGAAGAAGAGGGAGAGAAGGGACCGGAUAUGGUGAGUGGAGAAGAGGGGAAGAAGGAAGUGGAGGAGAUAGCAAAAGAGAAAGAGGACACAAAGGAGAAGGAAAAGGAGGAAGAAGAGGGGAAUCAAGCUGAGAGAGAGACUGGAGUGGCAGCAGCUGAAAAUCCUCUCAGGGGACCAGGAUCAAAAAGAAUGACCAAGGAGGAGAGAGAAAAGAGAGAGGAGGAAAAUAAGGAAUGGAGGAAUAGGAUGGUCGCGUCCAUGAAAGAAGGUGAGUUACCUGCAGAUGCCCCUUGGAGUGAGAAGAUCGAGAGGAUCUUAUUGAUUGAAUCAAUCAGGGGCUCUAACCUGGUGUCAGACAUGGACAAGCUGAUCAAGCUGCAUGAGCUGCUUCGAGAUGAGUGCCUCCUUGAAGGAGGAGCCAAGGUAGCUAAGAAAUUGGAGGGAGCAUGAAAGAACCAGAGAGGAAAUGACGAGGAUGGGAAGGUAAAGUCUUCGAUGAAAGAACUCAAAAUAAGGGUAAAAGAGAAGGAGGAAUUGCUCAUUCAAGGAGUAGCAAGCCACAUCCCUGAAAUCCUGAAAGAGAUCCAGAGAUUGAGGAAGAGAGAAGAAAACAGGGAUGCGCAAAUGGAGAAAAUGAAAAAAGAGGUGGAGAGCAUGAAGACUGAAAUGAGCAAAGUGAGUGAGGAACGAAAGGAAUUAAAACAGUAAGUUCAAUCAUUGAGCGUUGCCUUAAGUAACACGGACAAGG